Molecule: messenger RNA, 2941 nt
Organism: Anastrepha ludens (Mexican fruit fly)
Lineage: Eukaryota; Metazoa; Arthropoda; Insecta; Diptera; Tephritidae
Gene: Ance-2
Product: angiotensin-converting enzyme
Exons: 11
Coding region: 861-2753 (630 amino acids)
Biological process (GO): proteolysis
Cellular component (GO): plasma membrane
Molecular function (GO): peptidyl-dipeptidase activity; metallopeptidase activity
Source: RefSeq, a predicted model, not a curated record
AAAUUUAAUUUUUUUCAUUGAGUAGUAUUUCGAAAAAAUUUCUAAUUAUUCUUCAUAGUUCACAUACAUAUUUUACGAAAGAAAACAUUUAAAAUAAUUUACAGCUUCUUGGUCAAUUGUGCUCAAAGACAGAAAAAAUCCGAACGAAAUUUGUUACUUUUUGUUUUGUUAUUCACCUACUCUUUUGUUGAGGCUAUGGCAUUAAUUAUUCUAAUGGAUUUAAGCUAGAGAAUUUUUAAAUCAAAGACACAAAAUUAGUCGGCAUACAAAUUUUCGGCUGUUUAGCUCAACGGUUGAUAUUUUGUACUGGAGGAAUUAAUAUCUUCUAUGUGGUGUGCUUUUGAAAGUCUAAUCAGAGCCCAUGAAAAAUUCAGAAAAAAUAAAAUCCCUGUUACACCUUUUCUACUUUUCAUAAGUGGCAACAUUAAAAUUAUAAAUUUCGCGAUAAAAAGCUGUAAAUAAGUCUGUGCAUUAAACCAGUAAAUUAAUAUCAAACGAAAACGUGGAGUGAAGAUAAAGUAAAUAUUAUUAUAGUUAAAAAAAACACUUUUUGUUGUUUUGCUGAAAGUGAAAUGUGACUUGAACGCAAUGAAUCACAAUUACGUGCGCGCUUGUUGAAGCAGGUAGUACGAGUAGAACUGCAGUGCAACAUACGGCGAACACUUGGAGUUGAAUCAUUACACCGACAAAAAUACAUACGAAUGUUGGGCUAAUUACUUUUUUAAUCAAACAUUUUUCAUUUGGUUUAUUUUUUGCACUUUAAUUUAUCGAUACUUCCACAAUAUUUUGGCAUCAUCUUUUCUACCGACUAAAAAUAUCGUGAAAGGGCUUGUGGAACAUCGUUACACAUCAUUAACAAUAUGAGGUCCCUAGUACUGGUAACGCUUUUGCUCCAGUGCCAACUGCACCUCACCAUCUCAGCAGAGAAUUCCACUGCUGUUCUGUCAAAAUUUCUAGCAAAUGUCAAUAAAAAUUUAGCUGCACUCUACAAUCGCGAGGUAUUCGCCAACUGGCAGCUGGAGAUAAAAGGGCCGAAUGAUUUAUACGCUCUACUGCAGUCAGAGCUGGCCAGUGACGAAAUCAUGAAUUAUAUCCAAAGUAUAGCACCAAAAUAUGCCAAGUUUAAACGCCUAAAAAUCGGCAAUGACCAGCUACAACGCGAAUUGGCCCAAAUACCCGAAACCGGCUACGAAGCAUUGCCGUCCACGGAUCUCAAGUUGAUGUACAUUGUCACCACAAAUAUGGGCGAUAUUUAUAAAAAUACAAAACUGUGCGCUUUUCACGAUCAACGGCAAUGCAAUUUGACCCUGAUACCAGCGGUGCAGAAUAUUUUACAUAACAGUAACAACGUUUCUGAGAUCGAGUAUUACUGGUUGGAAUGGCGCCGCAAAACAGGCAUGGCGGCGAAAGAGGAUUUUGUCAAGUUUGUGGAGCUGUAUAGGAAGACGGCGCAGUUGAAUGGUUUCCCAACACCAUCAGACUUUUGGUUCAAAGAUCUUGAGGAGAAUAGCGCACAGGCUGUCAGCUUAUUGGACCGUUUCAUGCAACGUCUGCAACCACUUUUCCAGCAGUUUCAUGCCCAUGUGCGUGGACAACUGCGUAAGCUGUAUGGCGAAGAGCUGAUACCGCGCGGCAAACCGUUUCCACAAAAUCUAGCCGAGAUUUUCAUAGGCAACGCCUAUCGUCGCGCCGAUCCCGAAUGGUAUAUCGAAUUUCCUUACCCUGAAGUGGGCAUGCCAAACAUAACUGCCGGUCUUCUGCACCGCGGUUUGAAUAAUGCACAGCGUGUUUUCUGGAAUGUCGCGGACUACUUUCGCUCGCUGGGCAUGCCGCAAAUGGAGGACACAUUUUGGAUGCAGAACGUUCGUCCAAAGGCCGAUUUAGACGAGGAAAGUAUGCGUUGCUGGCAUAAAGCGUGGAAGUUCUACGACACACAGCGGGUUAAUUUCUCCUAUUGUCCUUUGGUGGACGAGGAACGCUUCUUUAAUAUGUUCGAGGCACUCACCGACGUCUACUACUAUCGCGCUUAUGAACACCAGCCGACACUCUUUGCCGAAGAACCUUUUCCGCAUUUCAGUGAUGCUUUGGGAAAAAUGUUCUCGCUGGCGGCCUCCUCGCCACGUUAUUUGGAGAAGCUGAAGAUUUUGGAUCGCGGUCUAGUGUCUAAAGAAUUGAGGAUUAAUCGACUUUAUUGGCAGGGUCUUCGUACCAUCUUUUUGCUGCCUGUAUUUUACGUUUUGGACCAUUAUAGGGUAGAUGUGCUGGAUGGGCGUCUAAAAAUUUCCGACAACUGCGCCUAUUGGCAGCUAACAAGCGAUUUUACAGGCGCGGAACCACCAGUGAGUAGAAGUAAUGCAGAUUUUGACGCACCAGCUAAACUACUGGUGGAAGUGGAUGAUCAAUAUACCAGUCAAAUAAUGAGUACUGUGUUGCAAUAUCAAUUCUACGAGCACUUCUGUGAAAUAUCUGGCCAAUAUAGACCGGAUGAUCACAAUUACCCACUGGAUUUAUGUGAUCUAUCAAAUCAACGUCAAAUCGGGCCCUUGGUGAUGCAGGCGAUGUCUUUGGGCUCAUCCAAGUCCUACAAAGAUAUUCUGCAAAUAAUGACAAACGCAUCAGAAAUCAACAUAGAUGGUUUACUGGCAUACUAUCAGCCUUUGUACGAGUGGCUGGUGGAGCAAAAUCGCAUAGAUGGUGUGGAAGUUGGUUGGGCGCCAACGACAAAGUGCAGUCCCGAAAAUGGCGCAGUGUAAUUUAUGUGAGCCAAAUGAUAACACUUUGCUCAGGGGGUUAACGAGGCAAACGGCUAACUAAAAAUGGUAGCAUACUUUCAGGCGCAUUUGGUUGAAUUGGGUUCGCACAGAGUGAUUUUUCAAUUUCGAAGUUAAAAAAUUUUUAUAUACUUGAAACAGAAAUAAACUCACACACACAUGCAUGCAUA